Molecule: messenger RNA, 711 nt
Organism: Kwoniella mangroviensis CBS 8507
Lineage: Eukaryota; Fungi; Basidiomycota; Tremellomycetes; Tremellales; Cryptococcaceae
Exons: 3
Coding region: 1-711 (236 amino acids)
Source: RefSeq, a predicted model, not a curated record
AUGUCGCGUACUGAGAAAAUGGAUGCACUCGACUCGGCGUUAAGAAGUAGAAGGGCCAAAGAAGGUCCUGGUAAGGUGAAUGAAAUCGUCAUUUCAUGCUCAGAAAGCUCAUUAGCUGAUAGUGGUCAUCUCCCACGAUACAACGUACUUGGAUCACCUUUCACUCCUACUCGUCCAAAGAAAUUGGCUACUCCAUCCGCUCGACCUGCACGAGGAUCAUCGAAGGUUACACCUGGUGAUAGUGGCACCAGAACCACCCAAAGAGCAAGAGAACUAUAUAGCUCUAGGACUUCUGGAGGCAGAGGGAGGUCUGAUUCAAAGGCUAAGGGGACUGCUAGAGAGGACAUCUCGUUCGAUCCGGCAGAAUCAUUAUUGAAAGUCUUAUCUGGUGAUCACUCGCAUGGACUGCAGCAAGAGCAAGUCUACCAGCUUUUGGCCGGUUUUAAUGCUACGACGAACGCUAGAUUGGCACAUGUUGCGUUGAAUCGAAGUUUUCUGUCUCUGUCGGAUGCAGCUUUAUCUCAUCAAGCGCGACUUGAGAAUGCCACUAUUGGUGGAGAUCAAGAGGCAGCUAGAAUCCAUCGACAAGCAAUGGAGAUGAUAUGCGGAAGGAUGGAAAGAACGAAAGCUGAGAUAGCGAUAUCGGGAGAUGUGUUAGAACGAGUCGAUGCAAGGAUAGAAAGGCUGUUGGAACAAAGGAUUUCUCAGUAA